AGAGUACGGUCACUUACCCGUCUCUGUAAAAUGGCCAGAACCAAGCAAACUGCUCGGAAGUCUACUGGCGGCAAGGCGCCACGUAAGCAGUUGGCCACGAAAGCAGCCCGUAAAAGCGCGCCGGCAACCGGCGGUGUGAAAAAGCCACACCGUUACCGUCCAGGCACGGUGGCGCUGCGGGAGAUCCGCCGCUACCAGAAGUCCACUGAACUGUUGAUUCGUAAACUGCCAUUCCAAAGGUUGGUUCGCGAGAUAGCUCAGGACUUCAAGACUGACCUUCGCUUCCAGAGCUCUGCGGUAAUGGCGCUGCAGGAGGCGUGUGAGGCCUACCUGGUGGGGCUCUUUGAGGACACCAAUCUGUGCGCUAUUCACGCCAAGCGCGUCACCAUCAUGCCCAAGGACAUUCAACUGGCUCGCCGCAUCCGCGGGGAGCGGGCAUAG
Molecule: messenger RNA, 441 nt
Organism: Orycteropus afer afer
Lineage: Eukaryota; Metazoa; Chordata; Mammalia; Tubulidentata; Orycteropodidae
Product: histone H3.1
Cellular component (GO): nucleosome
Molecular function (GO): protein heterodimerization activity; DNA binding; structural constituent of chromatin
Source: RefSeq, a predicted model, not a curated record